AUGCUUCUCAGAUUCCGAGGUCCUGAUGGGAUGUACAGGGUGACAGUUGAGCCUGCAGAUACGUUCGCAAAGCUUGGAGAGAAGUUAACUGCCAUACUGCCAUCGACGGUAGACUUUGCCACACUGGCGCUUUCGAACCAGCCUGCAGGAGGAGACAGCAAACUACUGAAAGAAAUUUCAAGACAUAAAGUUUCUCAGAUCGGGUUGAGUCAUGGCGAUGUUGUUUUCAUAAGCUAUAAAAUAAUGGGCGAACUGUCAAAUGGAAAUGCAAACGGCAACGUAUCGUCCCACUCGACCUCCAGCAUCAUCUCAUCAACAAACCGCCUCAACGGACAUGCUAUCCUCCCAACAGAAGACAUUCCUAUCGACCCACUACCAGUCACCUCACCAUCCGAGAAGGUCAAAAAUCCAUGGGAAACAGUGGUACAGCUGGCGGUGGAUGAUAGACUGGACAAGCAGAACGGAAAGAUUCCUCGGAAACGAGAUGUGAAGAUGUGCAGACACGGAGAGAAGGGCAUGUGCGACUACUGCAUGCCAUUGGAGCCAUUCAACGCGGAAUACCUAGCGGAGAAGAAGAUCAAAAACCUAUCCUUUCACUCUUACUUACGAAAGAUUAAUUCUGCCACCAACAAACCAGAAUCCGGUACAUCGUUCAUGCCACCGCUGACCGAACCCUACUAUCGAGUCAAGCGUGACUGUCCUUCUGGACAUCCCCAAUGGCCGGAAGGAAUCUGUACAAAAUGCCAACCAAGUGCUAUCACCCUCCAACCACAGCCUUUCCGAAUGGUUGAUCACGUCGAAUUUGCGAACCCUGGCCUGAUCGAGAAUCUCUUGAACUUCUGGCGACAAUCUGGGUCACAGCGUGUUGGUUAUCUUUAUGGCAGAUACACGGAAUAUACAGAGGUACCUUUAGGCGUCAAAGCUGUUGUUGAAGCCAUCUAUGAGCCUCCUCAAAUCAAUGAGAUUGAUGGAGUUACUUUGUCAGAGUGGACCGACGAAGAGAAGGUUGAUGAGAUGGCCAGACUAUGUGGACUACAGAAAGUCGGAAUCAUCUGGACGGAUCUUUUGGAUGCUGGUGCAGGAGACGGGUCCGUCAUCUGCAAGAGACAUAUCGACUCAUACUACCUGUCAUCUCUAGAAAUUGCUUUUGCAGGUCGUCUCCAAGCACAGCACCCAAAGCCCACGAAAUGGAGCGACACAGGAAGAUUCGGGUCUAAUUUUGUCACAUGUGUAGUAUCCGGGGACGAGAAGGGACAGAUUGCUAUUUCGGCGUACCAAGUGUCGAACUCAGCUGUGGAAAUGGUUCGGGCGGAUAUUGUCGAGCCAUCAGCCGAUCCUACGGUCAUGCUUGUACGAAGCGAAGAGGAAGACGAUGGAUCUACGAGCCGCACUCGUUAUAUCCCCGAAGUUUUCUACCGUCGAAUCAAUGAGUACGGAGCUAGUGUGCAAGAAAACGCUAAGCCAUCCUUCCCAGUUGAAUAUCUCCUUGUCACCUUGACGCAUGGAUUCCCAGAUCAACCCAAACCGUCCUUCAUUGCAAGUCCUGGUUUCACAAUCGAGAACCGCCUUGCUUUGGGACAAGAACAAGAGCACAAGACAGUUGCUCAGCGCCUUGGAGUGGACAGAAAUGGCGAAGUGCGGCCUGAACAAGCACUCCAAGCUUUGUCAGAUUUCCACCUACUGUGCUACCUCAAUUUCUCCCUGUCCACGAUGGAAAAGGACGAGCAGGCACUGAUGUGCCGUGUUGCCACUCAGCACGAUCCGGCCGAGGGAUACCAGCUCUUAUCUACACCUGGAUGGGCAACUUUGAUUGCAAUUUUGGCAUCGAUUGGUGAGAGACCCCCUAAAAGACCAUCUCCCGAUGACGGUGAUCACUUCAGUGAGCGUCUUGCUAAGAGGGUUGGCGGGGUAAGGCUAGAAUAA
This is a messenger RNA of Cadophora gregata, 1923 nucleotides long. RefSeq names its product nuclear protein localization protein 4 (gene NPL4). Gene Ontology annotation, biological process: ubiquitin-dependent protein catabolic process. Gene Ontology annotation, molecular function: ubiquitin binding; ubiquitin protein ligase binding. The coding region runs from base 1 to 1923 and encodes 640 amino acids. Lineage: Eukaryota; Fungi; Ascomycota; Leotiomycetes; Helotiales; Ploettnerulaceae. Gene Ontology annotation, cellular component: nucleus. The record is from RefSeq and is a predicted model, not a curated record. The transcript is spliced from 4 exons.